Messenger RNA from Arabidopsis arenosa, 1382 nucleotides. The record is from the annotation of a GenBank genome assembly. Lineage: Eukaryota; Viridiplantae; Streptophyta; Magnoliopsida; Brassicales; Brassicaceae.
AAACGCAGAAAACCAAAACCCUUGCCGGAGAACCACCGUCGAAAUCCUUGCUUUAAAUGGAGAAUUCGUUGCUUGAUUCUGGUGAAACAAUGGAGAUGAUUACCACAGAGAAAAUCGAGGAACCAGUGAAGGACACUCUCAGAGAAGUUAUAUCUCAGGAGAUUGCUCAUAAGGAAGCACCCGUACCAGAGACAGUAGCUCCGGUGUAUAAAAGAAAAGUUUAUGUUGUUGAAGAAGAACGCUUUCUUUAUAAGUUUUCGGAGACGAAAGAUGUGAUGGUUAAUAAAUACCAAGGCAAAGCUUUUCUAUUGAUUGGGAAGAAGCAUUUUCAUAAGGAAAAUGCAAAGUUUAGAGGAAUAAAUUUCCCAACCCACCAAUGGUCUGUGCUCAAGAACAAUUUCUCAGCGAUAGAGGAAGCUAUUAAGCACUUCCAGUUAAAAAAUGCAACACCAAAUGGAAAUACUUGUGAGGCUUUGGAUAAGAGCAGUCAAGGUUUUUCUCUUAUCGAGACUUCGCGAUUUGAUGGGAGGAGUUAUCUUUCAUGGGCAUCACAGAUGGAACUUUUUUUGAAGCAAAUGAAGCUGGUUUAUGUACUCUCUGAACCUUAUCCUGGUACUGGUAGUGGUAGCUCUCAAGAUUGGUUGAGAGAUGAUUAUCUUUGCCACAAUCACUUGAUGAAAUCCUUGUCUGAUGAUCUAUACCGUCAAUACUUGAAGAAAUUCAAGCAUGCUAAGGAACUAUGGGACGAGUUAAAAUGGGUUUACCACCGUGAGGAAUACAGUUCUAAGAGGACACUAGUCAGAAAGUACAUUGAAUUCAAAAUGGUUGAAGAGAGACCUGUUCUCGAGCAAGUUCAAGACUUUAUCAAGAUUGCAGAUUCCAUAGUGGGUGCUGGUAUGCUUCUUGAUGAGACGUUUCAUGUGAGUACCAUCAUUUCCAAGUUUCCUUCGUCCUGGAGAGGCUUCGUCACUAGAUUGAUGGAAGAGGAGUUUCUACCAGUCUCGAUGUUGAUAGAACGAGUAAAAGCUGAGGAAGAGUUUCUCAGAAGUGGAAAAAAAAGGGUUACAGUUAGUCCAGCCACAGGGUCCUCUCAGAUGGAAAUGAGACCGAGUCUAGGAACAACGCUUACAGGAUCUCAGAGUAUAGGUGUGAAGAGGAAAGAACCCGAGAGAGUCAUCAUAUCUGAUGAGAAAGCUCCCAAGAAACCAAAUCAGAUGACUUCUUCAGUCACCGCAUUUGUGGAUUCAGAGACUCAAGCAAGAACCAACAAUGAGGAGUAGUAGCUGAUAAUUUGCUUAAACGAAGAGUAUAAAGAACUGUUCAAAAUCUGUUUUUCGUUUCAAAUGCAGCUCUUGAUUACUCAAUAAACAGACAUCAAUUAA